AUGAAGGAAGCUGUCUACGCGCGUCACCAUCUCGCCGCUGCACACUCUGACUACUGCCGUUCACUUCGCCUUACUGGCACGGCACUCUCUACAUUCUCCGCCGGUGAGCCUCUCUCAGUCUCCGAUAACACCCCCGCCGUGUUCAUCAACCAUAAAACAACCACCCCUAUACCCUCCACCGCCACGAAAACCACAACCACCGUCUCCUUCAUCGUCUUCCUUCCACCACCGUCCUCCUCCGCAGCAACCGUUUCAACCUUCAUCUUCUCCCACUAUAACCUCCUCAAAACUCCGUCACGUCCUCUCUUCUUCCACUCCAUCCACCAAUCAACACCACCACCCUCGCCGCCGAAACUCCCUCACAUUCUCUCCGAUUCAAGCCCUUCUUCUACCCACGAAGCAACUUCUCCAACAAUUUGGAUGAACUACACCCCGAGACCGAACGAGAGGAGGAGGCUGCAAAGGGAUAUGUUGCGGCGGUGGGGAAAUCAGGACGAUGUAGCAUCAUCUUUGACGGGUGAAGGGGUAAUGGAGACGAAUAUGGUGGUGAAACAUAGAGAUUUGAAGGAGAAUUUUGAUAAAGCUGCUGUUGCUGGUGAUCAAAUUUCGGAGAUGCUGCUUGAGAUUAGUAAAGCCCAGCCUGAUCGAACUUUCAGGCAAUUGAGAAAAACUGUGUAUCAUUCAAAUAGUCUAUUGAGCAGCCUGAGCUCCACAUGGACAUCGAAACCAACGUUUGCGGUGAAGUACCGGCUCGAGCCCGAUUCGUUGGAUGAACCGGGUGGUCUGAAGAGUCUUUGCUCCUCUUUGGAACAACUUUUGGCUUGGGAGAAGAAGCUCUAUGACAAAGUCAAGUCUAAAGAAGGUGUGAAGAUUGAACAUGAAAAGAAAUUGUCAGCCCUGCAGAGUCAAGAAUACAAAGGAGAAGAUGAAGCCAAGAUAUUCAAAACCAAUACUUCUAUAAAUAAGCUGCAGUCACUAAUUGUUGUUAGAUCACAAUUCACAAGCUGUGUCUACCACCUCGACCGCUAUUGUUGGCCUUAA
This is a messenger RNA of Vicia villosa (hairy vetch), 1041 nucleotides long. RefSeq names its product nitrate regulatory gene2 protein-like. The record is from RefSeq and is a predicted model, not a curated record. The transcript is spliced from 3 exons. Lineage: Eukaryota; Viridiplantae; Streptophyta; Magnoliopsida; Fabales; Fabaceae. The coding region runs from base 1 to 1041 and encodes 346 amino acids.